GAUAAUAAUUCUUUGCCACUAUCGCAAAUUAGAUUAUGAGCUCUAAUUUUAUGACUUCUUAUAUUAGACCAUUGAAAGUAAAGAAGAUUAAUACAGGAGCCAAGUAGUAGUAUCAGUCGGAUAAGUAGGCAUAUCGAUUAUGAAUGGGCGUCCAGGUCCAUUCAGGUUGAACGUGACCCAGCGGCUAGUCGUCUCGACGAUAUUGCUCGUCUUACUCGGGAGAAGAAGAAGGAGAAGCCCCAGCCUCGGUUUCCUUCACCGAGUUGUCAAGAAUUAUCUUAGUUGGUUGUUGUUAGAACUUGGGAGGAUGGGACACAAAUCGAAUGCAGAUGUUACGAGUUGUCGAAAGGGUUUUAACAACGGCGAAAGAUGAGAGUAGGUGCGGUCAGUGUCUUCGGGUACACGAGACCGAGAUAGUCGUUUUGUCUCGUUGCUUCUGUAACUACAUUUACGCGUAUGUAUAUACACGAGGUCCAAAAGAAAGAAGGAGAUGUGAGAUUAACAUCAGCGCGUUGCAACACGCUACCUAGCAAGCAAGCAAGAAAGCAAGCAGUCACCGUCUCGGAGUGGCUCACGCCACCAAUCCACCAAAACUAUUUCCAGACGCAUUUCAUUAAUCUUGAACCAAAAACGUCCAGCGGAAAAUGGCGAGUCGUGUCGUGCCAUGCUAUGCCAUGCCAUGCUAUGCUAAGCUAGCUGACUGGCUGGCUGGUUGGCUGGCUGGCUGGCUGGUGUGAGAACUCUGGUUUAAAAUGCGUUCAGGCCACCUGGCAGAAAUAGCAGCCGUGACGACGUCGUCGUUUUCCCUUCGCGACAACGCGACACGCGCUUUACCGAGUAACGUAAAAAAAGAUUAAUCUAAAAGCAAGAGAAAGAGAGGGAAUGUGUUUAUUGUACAUAGGGUGCUAACCCCGCACGUACUAAAGUUAAAUUAAGAGAUUCUUAUUUAGGUACGAAGGUGAAAGUAUCAUAUUUAUUGCAGUUAUUAUAACGAGGUUAAAUGUAAUUAACGAUACCUUAUUAUUAUUUCAAUAUAAAAUUAGCGAAGCUAGGAUUCACCAUACAUUUUUGAUUUACUCAAUUUGUUCUUCUUUUAUUUCCAAGAUUUAAUCUAUUUCCUAGCGGAUAUUGUCAUUAAUUAUUUACGCUAGACUGCAGGUGUUCUAUUAGCGAAAUGUUGGAUUAGUUUUAUGUUUGAAUUUAAGAUAUGUUUCUUCCUCUUUACGAAGCGGAACGAUAGAAAAAAUAAUAUAUACUUGCUGGAUAAUUGUCUUUUCUUACACAUUAUAAAGAUAAUGAUGAUUAUGAUUAUGUUAAUGAUGAUGAUGAUGAUGAUGAUGAUGAUGAUGCUUGAUGAUGAUGACGACGAAGAUGAGAUUAACAUCUUCUAAUAAUAGAUGAUCUAUGUCCUCGCACGAAUUUAAUUCACGAGACCGGAAACCGAUUCCGAAAUACUUAUUCCAAAUGAGAGUGCGGAAGUAUUAAAGGGAACGUUUCUCAACGUGUAACGUGCAAAAUAUAACGACGAAAACUACGACACCCACGGGAUACACACGUCAAUAGAUACGAUUCAAAGAUCUCCGGAAUAAAAACUAGAAAAAUUCAAAGUAUAAGCGUGACUAUUGAUGGAGUAACGUGAAAAAUGUGGAAACAAUAUUGAAAACGAUAAUAUACAUGUCAAUCGAUUACGAUGAACAACUACGACAAAAAGAACGACAACAAAUGUUCACGGAUUCUUCCAAGGAAGAAAUAGCGUUGCGUAUAGAAGAGAAUGAGUCGGAGAUAUCUGAAUUAGAAUCGAUAAAAGUUGAACGACGAUCAUCUGAAGAAAUUUGGAUUAAAGAUAUCAUUGAAAAUUGUAUUUUGAUUUUACCAAUUGAACGAAGAAAAGAACAAAAUGAUGAUUGUUACUCCUUGUCAGAAGACAUCUGUAGAAUUUGCCACAUGGGUGGUACUUUGCUGUCCUCCAAUAAGAAUCAAUCAAGAAGUCAACCCGAGGAGAAGCAAAUUCGGAUAUCCGCGUUCUCCUCCUAUUCCUAUUUGGGUCCUCUUAUCUCUGCAUGCAAAUGUCGAGGAACCGUAGGCCUGGUUCAUGCGGAUUGUCUCGAGAGAUGGUUAACGGAAUCUGGUCAUACGAGAUGCGAGUUGUGCGGGUACAAAUAUACAACCAAGAGAAUACCACGUCACAGUAUUUUACGUAGCCUGUUAAUAUGGUUCAAGACGGUAGUAGUUACGCGUCAGAUGUUCUUGGACGUUCUUUAUCUGGUCGUGACGACUCCAUUGGCUCUGUUCGCUUGCUACGUUUGCGUUAUAGCGUUGAAAUUAUUAAUAGAGAGUGGCUUUUAUCAGGUGCCAUGGGUAAUCGUCGUCAUGUUACCGACCUGUUCUCUCACGCUCGUUGCUUAUUGGGCUUGGUUAAUGACUUUAGGAAGAUUACACAUUCGCCGUUGGCGUCGCUAUUGGAGAAAUAACUUCGUCGUACGUCUUCUACCGGAGGACAUCAAUAACCUUGCAAACGAACAAAGCAUCGAGUCUACCACGAUUGAUGAUUUUUAUCAAGAAGUUGAGAAUGAACGAAUGAACGAUAGACGAUUAAUUGGAACUUCUCUUUAACGAGAGAGUAACUUGAUCUACGAUGAUGAUGAUGAUGAUGAUGAUAAUGAUAAUGAUGAUGAUGAUGAUCGAACAAGACAAUUCGAUCCUUGUGUACCAUCAAAUGAGAAGCAAGAAAAUUCGUAACUUCUGAUGGUUUUCUAAGAAGACAGGUAGCUCUGUAAGGAAUCCAUUUGCUACAAAUGAACAUUCUUUAUUUGUUUUCAAGCAACUCGAUAGAUGUUUCUCCAUGUCCUCGCGUUCACAAUCUUUUUAUUUGUUCAUUUUUUUUCUUUUUUUUUUAUUGAAAUCCUUCGAAGAACGGGUUCUCUAGAUUUGAUUUUUAUUUAUCCUACCUUUUUUCUCCUUCGUCUUAUUCUUAAAAAGAUUCUCUCUCAUUCUAAUCCUCAUCUUUGAUCUUGAAUAUCUAGCCAAGAAGUUGUUUCUUUAUCAAUGGCACUUAGUUGUGCGAUAUAAUAGUGUCGUAACUUUGAUAUGAUCGAUCGAUCGAUUGGACUAACAAGAAGAGGGUUGAACGUUCUGCUAAGCAUACAUGAAUUUCUUUUCUUUGUGCAAGUUAAAAGAAAAAAAAAAAAACAAAAACAAAAAAAUACGACUGACAAAUAAAAUUAUGCGCGAUUUUUUGAUGCAUCGUUGACCAUCAACUGGUCGUCGUUCCAGUUGAAAAGGGGGAUGGGAUAAAAUAAAUGCAAUUCGCGAGAUCCAUUCGUGUUUUUAUUUAUUAUUUCAAAAAAAUUACUCUCUACUAAUAAUCUAUGGAAUAUUUUCAUCGAGUUUUAUAAUUAAUUAUCCGUGAGCCAACACCUUGCUUCUUGAGGAAAAAAAAAAGCUCACUUUUUCCAUCUCACUUCAUCUUCUACCCUUCCACUUAUGGGGAUUGCCAAUGUGGCCUUCUAAGUACAUACAUAUAUGCAUGAACCAUGUUUUCUCUCUCUUUACCCCUUCCUCAAAUGGCUACAAUUUUUUUUCCUCAACGUUCCCAUUAUCGUCAUGGCCUUGAAAAAUCACUUGCUAUGCAAUUAAAAAAAAUUUCACUGCAAUUAUACAGGGUGUUCCAGAUAGUUUCUACGAAAUUUCACAGGUGUAUUAUUGCGAUUAAAAUAAUAAGACAAAUGUGGAUUGAAACACGAAUUAUUAAAAAUGUUUUCAAGUUACUAGUUGGUCAUCAA
Polistes dominula (European paper wasp) is the source of this 3782-nucleotide messenger RNA. Its product is annotated as E3 ubiquitin-protein ligase MARCHF3. Gene Ontology annotation, biological process: protein ubiquitination. NCBI's taxonomy places the organism in Eukaryota, Metazoa, Arthropoda, Insecta, Hymenoptera, Vespidae. The record is from RefSeq and is a predicted model, not a curated record. Gene Ontology annotation, molecular function: zinc ion binding; ubiquitin-protein transferase activity.